Molecule: messenger RNA, 6472 nt
Organism: Plodia interpunctella (Indianmeal moth)
Lineage: Eukaryota; Metazoa; Arthropoda; Insecta; Lepidoptera; Pyralidae
Gene: stum
Product: stumble
Exons: 11
Coding region: 525-4946 (1473 amino acids)
Biological process (GO): sensory perception of mechanical stimulus; taxis; proprioception
Cellular component (GO): sensory dendrite
Source: RefSeq, a predicted model, not a curated record
AAACAAGAAUUCUUUAUUACUAAAAAAAAAAAACAAAUUCGCGAAUAUUAAAAAUUGCAAAGUAAUUUUUUUUAUUGCUUCUGGUUUAAUACUGGCCGCAAAUUAUUUUUCAAGUGUGGUGAUUUGUUGUGCUAAUUCUUUAAAUCAUGGCCGACAAGCUGAAAAAUAACCUUCACGUGUUGGUAGCGAGAUUCUUUUAUUUAGAACACCUUGAUUGUUAAUUUGAAAUUAACUCUAGUGUGAUGCCAGUGUUAAUUUGAAUUGGAGUUCUUUUUUCUAAAAUGACAACAGUGACGUGUUUUCGCGCCAAAAAAACAUUAGUGGAUUUUACAGUUAUUUAUUACGUGUUUAAAAUCAAAAUGAAAUGAUGACUUUUCGCCUGUAAUCUGUGUGAGACGUUUGUAAAAAUGUGAACUUGUGACUAUGUGUUUUAUUAUGAUCUUCCAUUUGACUGUGUGCUAGUGCUGGAUUUUAGCAGACAUUUAUAUAAAUAAAAAUAGAAAUGGCGCUCAGAUAACACCGCAAUGGCAUUGAAACUGAAAUACAAGGACGAGCACGGGAUCCUGCACAUCAACAUGAGUCCGUCCGGGACGCCAAAGGAGCCGGACCCGCCUGAACCACCGGACAAAACGGACAUCACGGACCCAAAGUUUGACUCGAUCAACUCCCGUUUUGGACAAUACGAUCUCUUCGGUGGUAAAUACGAUAGUGGUGGGGACACACCGCAGUCGUUAUUCCGAAGUCGCUACAACAGCAUCGAAGAGGAACUAGCUAAUACGCCUUACGCUUUCGCUACAGAGCGGUCGCUUAGGCUUAACAAUGCGAAUUUGUUAGACAUCACUAUUAGUUCACGAUUGGACGAAGCAUCCCCGAGUAAGGAUAUCGAGGACGAUCGAUUUUUCCGCAACGUCGAUACCAAUUUGUUUGGACCGCAAAUCGAUGAAACGCCAGCGUUUACUGUAACGCAGUUGAUUCACGCGCAGGAUCGAUAUUUCGAUUUAUCGAGCCGGCAAUCGAGUGUGGCUAGCCCGGGUAAAGUGAAGAGUUUGACGAAUAGUUUCGAAGUGAGAAGUGCGCCCGGGUCGGCAAAGGAGAGGACUGUGAGGAUUGUUGAUAAGGAUGAGGCGUUCAAAGUGUUGUGUUCGACGGAAACUUCGGUGAAGACUCAAGAGGAGCCAGCGACUGCAACACCAGUGGUGCCCACGGCGAAGAGAAAGCGCGAAUCAUCGUUCGCUAUUAUCGCUGAUCCAGUGGUGUCCCGGCCUUCCAGUCCUCGGUCACUUCCAGUGGAAAUACGGACAGAACGGGUCUCGCCUUUCAAAGGUCGCGGCUUUAGGGAAAGUACAUCUCGACACAAUACUCCAAGAACCUCUGCUAGAAACUCAAGAGCAAAUUCCCCUCCUAGAAGAAGAACGAACUCUUUACCUAGAAUAGACAAAAUGGCUGCUACUGCUCUUCCUCCCCCAAUACUUAAUCUUUCCUCCAGGCCACAUUCACCUAGAAACUUUCUCAAAGAAAACAUAGAAGAAGUUAGAGAAUUAAGUGAACUAAAUAGAGAAAAACACGAAGCAGAAGCAGAAAAAAAGAGACAAGAAGAAGAGGAAGCGUUGCUUAAAGAAAUGGGUCUAACAGAGAAGAAUGCAAAAAGCGAUGCUAUCAGAAGUGUUGUUUGUUCCCGCGCUACGUCUAGAAGUAGUUCCCCGAACAAAAUUAGUUUCAGAUCUAGAUCUAAUUCUCCUUCGGCUAUUCUACAUUUCGAAAACAUUUCAACUGGUAGCCAAGAAUUUAUCAAUAAAGAUGAUGGCAUGCCUAGACAAGUCACGCAUAAAUCAAGACUCAGGUCUGUUUCAAGAUCCCAACCUCAAUCUAAUGAUGGAUCUCCAAAACAUUCUAAAAUACCAAAGCGGCAAAGUUCUGUGUCUCCAGCGAGAACUAACAAUUGGAGAGACAGGUCAAAUUCUAGAUAUUCACCAGAAAACAAUUUAAAUAAAAGUCAAAGAUUCAUAUCCAAUAGCACGAGCAGUAUUCAUGAAACAAUUAAAGUUGGGAGUCAAAAUCAUGACAAAAGGGUAAUUAGUAAAAGUACCCAAUUUCUGAACAUUGCACCAGCGCACAUAAGAGGAAAGCCACCAAUUUCUCCGGGAAGAAAUGGCCCACCGCCUGCAAAUAAAUCAAUAAAUGCCAAACGCCUUUCUCCAAUUGUAGGUACGCCAAAUAAAAGUCCAGUUGAAGAUCUGAAGCCCAAAUCUGCCAAAACUCCAACCAAACCUUCUACAUUGACUAGAAAGUCUGUUAAAACUGCUGGAAAUACGCCUGCUACAUCUAGAUUAAAUUCUAGACAGCCAAGCAGAACAAUAAGCAGAGACCCUAGUCCUGAUAAACGUAAAGUUAAUGCUAAAUCUGUAUCAAAGCCUACAACUAAAUCACCCACCAAACCAAUAACUAGAGCACCAAGUUCAAAAACAACUCAAAAAACUACAGUAUCGCCAACCAAGCCUGAACCUAAAAAACCUAUGAAUAGAACAAAUAGUAUGAAAAGUUUAACUAGAACACCCAGUACAAGGACACUCAAUGAGAAACCACCAUUUCAAAAAAGAGACAGUAAAAGAGACUUGUCUGCCAAAGCCAAUUCAACAAGUAAACUUAAUGAAGUUGGAGCAAAGAAAGACAACUCUAAACAAGAUGAUAGGAAAUCCCUUAAAUCAGGAGUUAUUAAAGAAAAAAUAUCACCGAAAAAAGUUGAUACAAAAAAGAAAGAAACUAAAACGAGUGCAAAAAAGGUUACCGAUUCCAGUAUGGGUAUUGAACAAGUAGCCAAACAAGACAAUGAGACACAGUAUGACAAAAUGACUAAUGACAAGGGUGAAUUAGUAAUCUUAACAAAAAAAAGUGUUGUUUCUAUGACUACUGCAGCAAUCACAUCGCAACCUCUUGAAGUUGUAACCACCGUUACCAAUCAGUUACCAGCUGCUUUUGAAAAAGCAAGAGAAAAAGGAAUAUUUGAGAGAUUGAGUUCGAGAGAUUCCUUGGCUCCUAAAGAGGAAAUGGAAGAUAAAGAAGCAGAAACCAAAUCUGACAUGAAAGAAGUAUCAGAUGAUAAAGAUAAAGCCAAAGAAAAGGACAAAGUCAAAGAAAAAGACAAAAAUAAGGAAAAGGAGAAAGAGAAAGAAACUGAAAAGGACAAAGAAAAGGAGGCCGAAAAAGAAAUAGAGAAGGACAAAGCAGAUGACAAGAGGUCAGCAAAACCUGCAAAGUUGGCAGCAAUAUAUUUGGAUGAUAAUAUAAAAUUGAAACCAUUACAACCACCAUUUAAUAACCCACAUUUGGAAAGAGUAAGGCACAAGAUUGACGAAAUUUUGAAAGAGCCUGAAGUAUCCACGGAAAAUAUAUUGACAACAACACCUAAGAUUGUAAAAGACACAAAAAAUACAUUCAAAAGUGUUGCAGACAAAACGAAAAGUGAUAUUAAAGUUGCUAAUGAGACUAAAGAUGAAAUGGCAGCAAAACUCACAGAUAUAAAAGAUCGAGCUGUUAAACAAAAUGAUAAAUUAGCAGCAGAAAUGCGGUCUGAAGCUACAAAAAUUGUGGACAGUAUUAUAACACCAAUCGAAGAGCCAAAAGAAUUAAAGGAAAAAAUUCAGGAGGAAGUAAAGAAAGAUGUUGAGCCUAUAGUGGUAGUGGUAAAUGAAAAGAAGAGAGAUAUUGUGGCAGAAGCUGAGAAAAUGACAGAGACUUUGGUGAAGGGAGAGCCAGAAGUGGAGGUGCAAAGUUCCAAUGUGUCGACCCCUGGAAUGGAGAAAAUGGAAAAGAUGGCGUCGAAGAAAAUGGUUGAUGGAAACGAUUCUGAUAAAUCGACACACAGCAACGGCGGAUUCCCCCAAAGCACAAGCACGACUCCCAAACCACCAGCUCGGGCCAAUCGCAGACAAUCUAAAGAAGAGAAGACUACAUCAUCCAAUGAUAGCAAAGAACCGACACCUGAGGUCCAGAAACAACCGAACAUCUGCGUUCGUUUGAUGACGAAAUGCAAGACCAAGUGCUGUCCUUGUUGCGUGAAGGGGGACAGCGAUGAUGAAACAGAGAUGGCAGAUGUGGAAGCGCAGAAGACAGGCACGUUUAGUAAACUCAAUUGCUGUAAAAAGGACGAAAGUGCGGAGACUAAUGCAGAAAAAGCGGCAGGGAAGACAUCGACGAUAGAAUUCGAAAGCGAGACGAAACGAAAACACAAGCUACGCGACGUGUUCUGCGGUUGCUGCGGUCGGCGACGCCGCGUCAGCGAUGUGUCUGUGCCGCCGCGGCACGUCGGCGACGUCGCGGCGGUGCCGGGCGUCGUCGACACUGGAUGCUGGGGCAAGAGGAGACCGGAGGUCGAGAGGAGAGACAGCAUACUGAGCGACAGGCCUCCGCCCAAUUGCUGCACGCGGCUGUGCACGUGGCUCCGCGGCUCCUGUCGCCGGCAGUCCGAGCAGUCCUCCAGCCGUCGCACCAGCAUGUUCUCCAAGAACAAGAGUCUCUCCCCAACACUGCCGCCAGAGGACACCCGCAAGAAGCUAGACACGACGCUGGUGGAGCACACGAGUGUAAUGCGCGGCGCGAUCCCCGUGCUGCCGAGCGUGCUCGCGUACUUCUGUCUGCUCGCCAACAUUCUCGUGCCGGGGCUCGGUACGAUAUUAAGUGGAAUGUUCUGUCUGUGUUUCGGAAUACCUCGGUUUGGGGUGCACGACGGGGCCAAACAUAGGAUAGGCUCGUUCCUGAUCAACCUGGUGGUAGGUUGCGGGCAGCUGUUCACAGUGCUAUUCUGCCUGGUUGGCUGGGGCUGGUCCAUUUGGUGGGGCGUCAUCCUUGUCAAAGUCGCGCGUAAAUAUAAAAAGCUGAAAGCUGAGGCGGCCGCGGAAGAAGCGGAAGCCGCGCCACCAGUUACUGACAACAACCACACGCGCGCGUAACAGACAGACAUACAACACAACAUAUGAGUACAAACAUAACCUAAAAAGAACAUGAUGAGAUAUCCAUUUGAAAUGCUUGAGAUGUACAGAAAAUUUAAGAACCAAAACAAAGAAUAAAAUAGGAUUUCGACAAAAAUGUUUUUGAAAAAUGAAACCAUUUUUUUAUAUUUAACGACAAUUUUUAAAACUUACCCGAAUGCAGGUCAGGAUACAAUCACCAAGAGAUAUAUCAUGUCUCCGUUCUUUUCUUAAAAUUGCAUUUAUUAUUAUCUGUACAUCCCAAGAAAAUAUGGACAAAUUGUCAGUGUUAUUGAAAACGAAAAGAUUUGCCGAACUACCCAUAAAAUAUAUUAUUUUUGUAACCAAGGAGGAGGAUACGCAGAAACAAGAUUUGUCGUCGAAAGAAAAUGUAAUUAAUUGUAAAUAUAUAGAUUGGACCUAGCGGCAUUUAAAUUGAACUUUUGUAAAAUAAUCUGCUGGUCAGAUGUCGUAACCGGUCCACGGUAUUUUCCCAAUUUUAACUUCCAUUCGAAGUUUUCCGGCCGAAGUACGGCCUUCUUUGAAGUAUUGAUAGGUAACACGUCUAUGUACAUGGUAUUAUAAGCCCCAAGUGCUUCAAAAGUAUUACUUAAGAUAGAAGAUUAAGGACCCGCUUCACCACUUGUUGAUAAGGCAUCUGAUAGUCUUCUUAUAUGUAACAUAUCGAACAGAUAGGGUUAACAAUUAUUUCACAAGUGUGGAUACGGCUAACUGGCCAGACACAUGAGGCAGGAUUAGGUAUUUAAGAGUUAGUUUUAUAUGUCAGAUUACAAUAUGAUGUUUUAUCACAAAGUAGUGAAAGGGGGGUUAAGUAAUUGACAAGUUUGCAUGUUGAAAACAUGUUAAAUGGGACAUGUCUCACUCUUUACACACUUCUAUUCUAAGAAAUUUGGAAUAUUAUCCUAAUUUUCGAAUAUUGGAAUAUCAUCUAAAUAAUCAUCUCAAAAAUAAAUGAGAAAAGUAAUCCUUUGCUGUACACUAUCCUGUACAGACGCGAUUUUCAAUUAUAUUUUAUUUUGUGACUCGAAAUUCUCAUCUGAAUCUCCCGAGAACGAUCUGAAGAGAAUUCUCGGAAACACAAAGCAACAUAGUAUGUUUGCUGAUUUGCAUAUUCCAUUCAUCUUUGUCACUCACACUUUGAGGGUACGGGAUGGCAAUGCAAUGUAACUCACAAUAUUCUAACCUAUUGCGAUACAGUAGACUUAAGAAUUUUUUAACGACCAAAACAUUUUUAACAAAUUCAGUAGUAGUGAUCACGUAAUAUUUUUUAGCAAAUAAAUAUUAAAUAAUCGUGUAGUUUUUUGACAUUUUUCCAGAUGUAAACUGUAUGCAGUAUUAUAUUCCGUUGAUUAAGUAUUAUUUCAUCAUUAUAAGUAAAAUGUAUAUCUAACCAUUCCAUAAUUUUAAGUACCUACCAAUUUAUUGUAAAAAUUGCGUGAAACUGUUCUUAAUCUGAUUUUGACGUUAUUUACUUAAACGUUCUUCCA